AUGAAUUCAAUUCAAUUCCUCCAAAAGGAGGCAAUUAAACGAUAUUAUGAUAUGUACAAUCAAGAAGUGAAUGAAUUCUUUCAAAUAGGUCAAACUUGGGACUAUACUAUACGUUCCUCCAGAGUACAUUAUGCCAGUCAGGUAAGCUAUGUGGAACGUGCGCAGGAUUUAAGGGACGACGAUACGAAAUCGCUGGAUAGAGAAGAAGAAUUGGACUCAGGCAAUGAGGACGAGGAUGAGGAUGAGGAUGAUACCGUUGGAAGUUAUUGGACGGGUCAUGAAAAACGUCUAUUUUUCAAAUUGUUGUCAAGGUAUAGUAUACAUCGUGUCAGUGAAUGGAGUCAUGUUCUUCAUGAGAAGUCGAUCUUUGAAAUCAUGGAAUAUUAUAAGAUUUUGCGAAGCAAUUUAAGGCAAUUACGUAGACAAAAAUUCAAGGGAUUAGUGAAAAUUGCAGAUAUGGAUAUAGCAUACGAUAUGGAUGAACAAUUUAUAGAGAUGGAAGAAUACAUGAGUACGAAACCAACAAAAAAGACUAUAACGAUGAAAGAUACUAUUAAACCUGUCAGUAGUGAAUUAAUUGAUAUAGAUAAUUGGAAGAAAAGGUGGAAUUCAAUAUAUAGUAAGAGUCAUCUUGAAGAAGUGCAAGAAGUAAGGCGAGAAGUAGUAUCAAUUGAUAUUGCUAGUGUUCGAUAUAUGGAGGAUUUAGUAAGACAACAAUUGCGUCGAUUAUUAUGGUAUACAGUGUUACCAGAACUCCAACAUAAACGAAUCUCCAAACGAUCUUUAAGAGCAUUGCUUAUAAAAGAUGAUCCCAAGGAACAUAAAAGACAAAGGACACAAGAGCCGAACAGCAAAACUGAAAAAGAGGAAGAAGAGGAAGAAGUUGUCGAAAUUCACCAUUCUCACAAGAAGAAGAAGAAGAAGAAUAUUGCUAUUAAUGAAGAUCACACCCCGUUUUAUCCAACAGUCAUCACUUCUGCAGAAGUAGACAAAGCCAUAACCGUUAUGAAGAACGAACGCAACACCAAGCAUACCCAGACGUUAGGUGAAAGUGUUAUGGAUACAAUUAACAAAUACGAAAUCCAUUACCGACCUAUCGAUGGUAACAUUUUCAGAAAACGUAGUGUCCGUGAAAGUAUCAUCCCAGAGAUGGUACAUCAGACUACCUCUCUAACUACGGCCAUCAACAGCAAUACGACAGAGCCUGGAUUGACCGAGUUUCGAACUCCCACAGGACCCAAUCUCGACAACAUCGAAUUGGAAUACACUAAAAUGUACGCUAUCCCAUCAGAGAACCGCGAGGCACGUGACGACGAGCUCGACGCAGUCACCGACGCACGUGACACCGAGCUCUCCUCGCAGGUUUGCCAAGCAAUCUAUUCGUUCGUCUUAAAGAAAUCCAUUUUACAGCUGCAGCAACGAGGAAAUAAAGCUUAG
Maudiozyma barnettii is the source of this 1437-nucleotide messenger RNA. RefSeq names its product Rrn5p (gene RRN5). Gene Ontology annotation, cellular component: RNA polymerase I upstream activating factor complex. Gene Ontology annotation, molecular function: RNA polymerase I general transcription initiation factor activity; rDNA binding. Gene Ontology annotation, biological process: nucleolar large rRNA transcription by RNA polymerase I; transcription initiation at RNA polymerase I promoter. Bases 1 to 1437 code for a protein of 478 amino acids. Lineage: Eukaryota; Fungi; Ascomycota; Saccharomycetes; Saccharomycetales; Saccharomycetaceae. The record is from RefSeq and is a predicted model, not a curated record. The transcript has a single exon.